This is a messenger RNA of Gongylonema pulchrum, 265 nucleotides long. The record is from the annotation of a GenBank genome assembly. NCBI's taxonomy places the organism in Eukaryota, Metazoa, Nematoda, Chromadorea, Rhabditida, Gongylonematidae.
GCUCGUGAAGAAGCUGCUCGUGGUUCGAAUGAUAUUGCUAUACGAGCUCAGGAAAUGCAUCGGUGGGUGGCUUCGUUGGAUGUUUGUGGCUCGCAGGUGGCUGAUGUUCGUCCAGUUUCGUACUGCGAAUUCUCGCCUGAUUCCAAACAUCUCAUCACUUCCGGAUGGUAUGUCCAGUUUCUGUCAUUUUCAAUUGCAAGCGAAAAGUGUUCUAAGUUGGAUCACACUUGUUAAAGAAUGCCGGGGAUUCCUACAGAAUUUUUGA